AUGUCUUCAACCAUGACCAUCGAAGCGAUCGAGCUCCAGCCACUUCCAUCAGGUCCCAAACCCGCCUCCGAGCACUCCAACCACGAAACCAUCACUCCGCUCAACAUGCCCUCAGACCCAAUAUCGGAAUUCCAGUCUCUAUCCAAACUCCAACUAACCAUGACAAUCCUGCAACCCUCCCUCGUGAAUUUCUUCGGUAGUUUCACAUCCGGCAUCAUCACCGUCGGUCUCCCGAUAAUCGCUCUCACAUGCGGCGCCGCCCUACUGAUCGCUGGAUCCGUCGCUGACAUUAUUGGCCCGCGACGCGUCGAAAUCUGCGGCAUGUUUAUACUCGGAACAAGUAUCUUGGCCUGUGGAUUCGCACAAACCGGCAUCCAGCUCGUCGUAUUUCGCGCUUUUCAGGGCCUAGCACUUGCCAUGCAUAUCCCCGCAAGUGUUUCGAUUAUCGCGAACGCGGUGCCGGCGGGUAGGGCGAGGAAUGUGGGAUUCAGCUGUCUGGGAUUGAGCCAGCCAUUGGGAUUUUCGUUUGGCAUGGUGCUGAGUGGUAUCAUGAUUGAGAGGAUUGGGUGGAGGUCUGGGUUCUAUCUGUGUGGAGCUGGGAUCUUAGUGAAUGCGGUCCUUUCGUGGAUCUAUUUACCGAAGAUGAAAGGUGAGGCCGAGAGUUUGUCAAAGCACGAUCUGACGAAGAAGCUGUGGACAGAGGUCGAUUGGGUUGGAGGGAUUAUUGCUGGUAGCGGAUUGGCGUUGUUGUCAUACGUCUUUGCAAUGGUUAGCGCCGACUUGACAACAAUCCGAUCCGCGUCCACAGCCUCCCUCCUCGCCAUCAGCCUUGUGCUAUUCAUCGCAUUCCCCGUGUGGAUGCGAUACCGCGAAACCCACGGACAAUCCGCCCUGAUCCCCAACUCGCUCUGGAACCUGCCGUUCUCCAGCAUAUGCGCACUCGUCGCACUGUCCUACGGUGCAAUGAACUCAAUGUCAAUCUUCUGCAGCCUGUACUUCCAAGAAGUGCAAAACCACUCCCCGCUUAUCGCAUCCCUAUACCUCCUCCCCAACCUCGUCAUCGGCGUAUUAAUCAACCUAAGCAUGGGCAUCUUCGUCGAUCGACUACCUGCCGGCUGGACUAUUGUUGUAUCCUCGCUGCUCUGUGCGCCGGCCCCGCUCAUGAUGGCGCUGGUCGAUCCGAGCUGGAAGUACUACUACCUUGAGCUCUGGGCGCAAAUACUCUCUCCCCUGGGCAUAAACGUGCUCUUCACGGUCGGCCUCAUCAUCGUGAGCGAUAACUUCUCGAAGGAGACGCAAGCGCUGGCGGGUGCGGUAUUCAGUACCGCAUCUCAGUUUGGCACAAGCUUGGGUGUUGGCGUGUGUCAAGUUGUUGCUCUGGGAGUGAUGGGAGACUUGAGUUCGGAAGGUGCGACUUCGGGUAAUGCUAGCGACAUGCUGCGGGGGUAUCGGGCGAGCUUCUGGGCAAUGUUCGCCUCGAUGGUGUUGUGCAUUCUCAUAUCUAUCGUGGGCUUGCGCCGGACUGGGAAGGUAGGUUUGAAGAAGGACUGA
Molecule: messenger RNA, 1551 nt
Organism: Parastagonospora nodorum SN15
Lineage: Eukaryota; Fungi; Ascomycota; Dothideomycetes; Pleosporales; Phaeosphaeriaceae
Exons: 3
Coding region: 1-1551 (516 amino acids)
Biological process (GO): transmembrane transport
Cellular component (GO): membrane
Molecular function (GO): transmembrane transporter activity
Source: RefSeq, a predicted model, not a curated record